Messenger RNA from Rotaria sordida, 384 nucleotides. NCBI's taxonomy places the organism in Eukaryota, Metazoa, Rotifera, Eurotatoria, Philodinida, Philodinidae. The record is from the annotation of a GenBank genome assembly.
AUGGGUGACUACUCGAAAGCACUUGAAUUUUACGAAAAAUCACUUAAAAUAAAAGAAAAUGCUCUGCCUUCGAAUCAUCCCUCAUUGGCUAAUUCCUACAACAACAUCGGUGCAGUGUAUAACUACAUGGGUGACUACUCGAAAGCACUUGAAUUUUACGAAAAAUCACAUAAAAUCUACGAAAAAGCUCUACCUCCGAAUCACCCUCAUUUGGCUACUUCCUACAACAACAUUGGUCAAGUGUAUAACAACAUGGGUGACUACUCGAAAGCACUUGAAUUUUACGAAAAAGCACUUUCUAUCUGGCAAAAAUCACUUCCACCUAGCCAUCCUCAUAUUCAAUCGGUGAGAAACGCGAUUGACAAUGUAAGAAAGAAAAUGUAA